Salvia splendens (bonfire salvia) is the source of this 1000-nucleotide messenger RNA. RefSeq names its product MADS-box transcription factor 23. The record is from RefSeq and is a predicted model, not a curated record. Bases 144 to 836 code for a protein of 230 amino acids. NCBI's taxonomy places the organism in Eukaryota, Viridiplantae, Streptophyta, Magnoliopsida, Lamiales, Lamiaceae. Gene Ontology annotation, biological process: positive regulation of transcription by RNA polymerase II. The transcript is spliced from 8 exons. Gene Ontology annotation, cellular component: nucleus. Gene Ontology annotation, molecular function: protein dimerization activity; RNA polymerase II transcription regulatory region sequence-specific DNA binding; DNA-binding transcription factor activity.
ACCCCUUUGAUUUGCAGACUUCAUCUCUAAGCUCAACAAAAGUAACCUUUUCUUUUUCUUUUCUUUAUUCCAUCUUUUAGCCCUAGCUGGGGGUUUUAGAUCCAACAAUUGGGAACAAGGAAGAAACCCUAGAAAGAAGAAAAAUGGGGAGGGGGAAGAUCGUGAUUCAGAGGAUCGAUAACUCAACGAGCAGGCAAGUGACGUUUUCUAAGAGGCGAAGCGGAUUGUUGAAGAAGGCUAAGGAACUUGCCAUUCUAUGUGAUGCACAUGUUGGAGUUAUUAUAUUUUCGAGCACUGGCAAACUCUAUGAAUUUUCAAAUACCAGCAUGAAAUCGGUUAUAGAGCGUUACACUAAGGCAAAAGAGGAUCAGCAACAGCUCCUUAAUCCGGGAUCCGAGAUCAAGUUUUGGCAAAGAGAAGCAGCAACCCUAAGGCAACAGUUGGGUGAUCUGCAGGAAAAUCAUCGGAAAUUAAUGGGGGAAGAGCUUUAUGGACUGAGCGUCAAAGAUCUUCAAAGGAUAGAAGAGCAACUAGAGCUGAGCUUGCGAGGCGUUCGUAUGAAAAAGGAACAAAUAUUAAGUGACGAGAUUCAACAGCUAAGUCGAAAGGGACAAUUGAUCCAUGAAGAAAACAUUCAGCUGUAUAAGAAGGUGAAACUUAUUGAACAACAAAACAAGGACUUGUAUACAAAGGCUUAUGGUGCAGAAAAUCACAGCCCCUUUGAGGUUCAAAGUGGCUUGGCUCUAUAUGAUUAUGCACCCAUACAGCUUCAACUGAGCCAGCCUCGGCCGCAAUCCACUUCUACUCAAUCAAGCAGUGAGCUGGUUUGGAGAUGAACUAUGUGCAUCGAAAGGGUUGAUUGAACUGUUUUUUAGUUUAAAACAAAUACUUUUGUAUUGUAUUCUGAUUUACUAUAGAAAUGGAUGUACUUGGUUGGUAUGUGAAAGCUUCCAUCUUUUCAAAUUGGUGCUUAAUUAUAAAUUACGCAGGAUUUCACUAA